Lagopus leucura (white-tailed ptarmigan) is the source of this 2494-nucleotide messenger RNA. It is a transcript of the gene SMYD3, whose product is annotated as SET and MYND domain containing 3. Lineage: Eukaryota; Metazoa; Chordata; Aves; Galliformes; Phasianidae. The record is from RefSeq and is a predicted model, not a curated record. Gene Ontology annotation, molecular function: protein binding; histone methyltransferase activity. The transcript has 12 exons. The coding region runs from base 16 to 1302 and encodes 428 amino acids. Gene Ontology annotation, cellular component: nucleus.
CGGCGCUGCGGCAGUAUGGAGCUGGCUGCGCUGGAGCGCUUCCUCAGCCCGGGCAAGGGCAGCGGACUCCGCUCCCGCCGGCGGGUGCGGCCCGGAGAGCUGCUUUACCGAGCCGAGCCCUUCGCCUACGUGGUGACCAAGGAGCAGCUGGGCGGCGUGUGCGAGCAAUGCUUCCAGAGGAAUGAACAUCUGCACAGAUGCUCUCAGUGCAAAGUUGCUAAAUACUGUGGUAAAUCAUGUCAGAAAGAAGCUUGGCUGGACCACAAGCGGGAGUGCAAGUGCCUUCAGAAUGUCAAGCCUAAUUUUCCUCCAGAUUCUGUCAGACUUGCUGGCAGGAUUGUUUUUAAGCUACUUAGGCAAUCAGCAUGCCUUUCUGAGAGACUCUACUCUUUUUCAGAUCUUCAGUCAAAUGCUGAACAACUAAGUGAAGAAAUGAAAGAGGGCCUCAGGCACCUUGCACAUACCUUGCAACUGUAUCUGAGAGCAGAGAUCCAGGAUGCAUCUCACUUACCACCUGCAAUUGACUUUUUUCAGAUCUUCACAAAAGUGACCUGUAACUGUUUCACCAUCAGUAAUGGAGAGAUGCAGGAUGUUGGUGUUGGCCUAUAUCCCAGCAUGUCUUUGCUGAAUCACAGCUGUGACCCAAACUGUGUGAUCAUUUUUGAAGGAUACCAGCUUUUACUUCGCUCCAUCCGAGAGAUCCAGAUUGGCGAAGAGCUCACCGUCAGCUAUAUUGAAUCACUGAUGCCCACCAGUGAACGACAGAAACAGCUGAAGCGCCAGUAUUGCUUUGAAUGUGACUGUUGUCUCUGCCAAGAUCAAGAAAAGGAUGCCAAGAAAUUGGCAGGUGAAGAGCCUGCCUGGAAGGAAGUCAAAGAUGCUGUAAAUGAGGUGAAAUAUCCAAAAUCAAAAGAAGAGUGGGAGAAGGUACUCGCAAAAUGCCAACAUCUCCUGAGCAGCCAUACCAGUCGUCUUCCAGAUACAAACAUCUAUCAGCUGAAACUGCUGGACUGUGCCAUGGAUGCCUGUAUUAACCUUGAAGCCUGGGAACAAGCUUUGUCUUAUGGCAGCAGGACACUUGGACCAUACAGGCUGUAUUAUCCUGAUUUCCAUCCACUGAGGGCUGUGCAGCUGAUGCGAGUGGGCAAACUGCAGUACAGUCAAGGCAUGUUACAUCAGGCACUGGAGACCUUGAAACAGGCCUAUGAUAUUAUGAAGGUGACCCAUGGGACAGAUCACAGCCUGAUGCAAGCCUUGAUGGACUUAAAGGAACAGUGUGAGGCCAUCAUGAAAGUACACUGAAUAAAACUCCAAUCUGGAAAAUGAGACAUUCAAGGAGAAAGGAUACGGAAAUCUUUUUGUUAUUAGGAAGCUUCCUAAUGUGUUCCUAAGUGGUUUUGGUAUAUUUUCAUCAGGUCCUACUUUCUUUACGAAAAUGUUUAUUGUUUAUUAGUUUUUCUCUAUUAUCUUCUGGAUUGAAUUAAGGUUUGGAGGAAUAUGUGAUGUUUUCAGAAAGUUUUUAACUUCUACAAGUCAAAAUGGCAGUGAGUAAAUCUUAAUAUUUGCUCUUAGACAUGCUGAUAAAACUACAAACUUAAACAUAAAGCAAGGAUAAAUUUAAUUUGUUUAUAUUUAAUAACCAGAACCUCAAAUCCAAGUAGCAGUGAAUGUAGGAAGAAUUGAGAAUCGAAUUGGAAUCCCAGUGAUACACAACACAACUUCCUGCUGAGCUUCUCCCACGUGCUUUCUAGGUAUUGAUAUCUGUAUCUUUUCUGUUAUCUCUGAAUGAUCACAAAGUCUAACGGUACAUCUUAUGCUUGUUGACUAGAACACAGCUAUACAUUUUUUUGUAUCAGACACCUUAUUUAGAUGGUAACACUUGAUUAUCCAUUUACAACACGUAAUUUAAUUGAUAAUAAAUACUGAGAAACACAUACCAUCUUCAUUUGCUACAAAAUGAUAUAAUUUCAUUGAGAUGACCAGUCAAUUCUUUGUGCCAGUUUAUGCCAGCACUUCAAGAUGUAGUCAUAGAAAUAAGUAGAGAGAUCAUGUUUUUCCCUUUGACUUCCCAUUAGAUGUGGUUUCCAAAAGCCAGAUCCACUUAUCUUUAAAAGAUUCCCAAUAUUCUAAGUUGCAUCUUGAAUUUGUAGAGGUGAAUUUAUAUAUGCAGUAUGUAUCUGCAUUCAAUAAACAAUGAGGAUGACUUGGUUUCUAGGGUGACUAGGUUGUGAAAGGAUCCUUGUGUCACUGUGAAGUUCUUGGGCUGAAGCCAAACCUUUUGCACAGAAGUGCUGCUUGCCUCUGAACCUCCAUCAUCUACACACUCAGUCAAGUACCUAAAGAAAAGAAUGACAUCACAUUUGCUUCUGCGUAGCAGACAGGUGCACUGAGCACAUGCUCAGGAAGCUCAUAAUGUGGUUUGUAGACCUUUCUGAGCCUUCAGAGUUUGGUUUUACUAUGCCCAGUUUCCCCAGAUUGUACUUCAAAUUCGAGA